AUGGAUCCCAACGCUACUACGACAUCGGCCCCUACGACCACCAGCACCGGCUAUCCCCAGCCGCAGCACUACGGCCAGCAGUUUCCUUUCCAUCCCGGCACUUUCCCCCAAACCAAGCUUCCGUCCCAGCAACAUUCUUUCGGUGCGGUGCCUUUUUCACAACCUGGCGGCCCCAGUGGAGCUAUCAUGCCAGCCGCUGGAGGGUUUCCCCAGCACUCCUCCGACGCUAACGCGGAUUGCUCUUUAGCAGGACCCCACGCGAACUUUACAGCACCUUUCGUUCAACCUUCUGUUCCCUCGAACAUGAACCACUUCCUCCCACCUCAGGUUUCCUCUUCGACACCGAAUACCCCGUCGACCGUAGCGCAAACAUUUUCGCAGAAUAUGGCUUCGAUGUCGGCGAAUAAUAUGCUUCCUGGGCAGCAGCAGAGACCUUUUCAACACCAGUCACAGCAGUCGCAGCCGCAGCCGCAUCAGCAGCAGCAACAACAACAACAGCAGCAACAGCAACAAUUGCUCCAGCAACCACCCCAACAAGCACAACCGCAGCAGCAGCAACAACAACAACAACAGCAGCAGCAGCAACAGCAACAGCAACAGCAACCGUCAGCGACUCAAUCCGGACCAGCAGCGGCCCGGGAAAAAGCGCGUGUUUCCGUCCUCUUAGAGCUUAACUCGAUGCUGCUCCAAGAAGUAGUGAACCUCCAAACUGCAGGCAAAGCUGGAGCACCCCCUCAACAGCAGAGUUCGCAGGAAUCGAACCCCUCUCCCGGAUCCGACCAGGGCGCCAGCCCAGCGCAAAAACCCAGUCCCGAAUACAUCGAGUGCAUGCGUCGGUUACAAGCAAAUUUGGCUUAUCUCGCGACUAUCGCCGACCGGGCGAAGAAAUCGGGCGGCGUUCCUCCGCCGGCGCCUGCUAUUAUGACGCCGCCUCCAAAUAUGCCGUCCAUGGUGGAGGUUUAUAACAAACUCAAUGAGUUGUUCCCAAGAUCUUACAAGGGUGGGAUUGGGACGCCACAGCCGAGUCCGCUGGGUCUUCCUGGAAAUGGGAAGCCUAGUCCGUCGCCCGCUGAGUCUGUCGUUUGA
Messenger RNA from Aspergillus ruber CBS 135680, 1086 nucleotides. RefSeq lists its product as uncharacterized. The record is from RefSeq and is a predicted model, not a curated record. Lineage: Eukaryota; Fungi; Ascomycota; Eurotiomycetes; Eurotiales; Aspergillaceae. The transcript has 3 exons. The coding region runs from base 1 to 1086 and encodes 361 amino acids.